This is a messenger RNA of Sphaeroforma arctica JP610, 504 nucleotides long. RefSeq lists its product as hypothetical. The coding region runs from base 1 to 504 and encodes 167 amino acids. Gene Ontology annotation, cellular component: endomembrane system. The record is from RefSeq and is a predicted model, not a curated record. Gene Ontology annotation, molecular function: 1-acylglycerol-3-phosphate O-acyltransferase activity. NCBI's taxonomy places the organism in Eukaryota, Ichthyosporea, Ichthyophonida. The transcript has a single exon.
AUGGAGGUGAUCAAGAAAAAUGGGUUGUUGACCCUACCCAUCACCUGUGUCUUCCUUAUCUCGGGUGUAGCAGUGAACAUCGGCCAACUAGCACUCUACUCAACAGUGCGACCCUUCUCCUUAAGCACCUACAGAUACUUGAAUCAGAAGCUCGUGCCGUUAAACUGGAGUUUAUUCGUAUGCCUGGCCGAUUGGUGGGCUGGGCUUAAUAUGAAGCUGUAUAGUAAACCAGGUGAAUGGGACAAAGUGGGGCAAGAUCAGGCUUUAGUGUGCUUGAAUCAUGCAUCGGAUAUUGACUGGUUGCUAGGCUGGAUGGUUGCUGAACGCUUUCAUAUGUUGGGAGGCACAAAGGCACUGAUGAAGGAGUCGGCAAAGUAUCUUCCCGUCCUGGGAUGGAGUUGGUUCUUCAGCGAGUUUAUUUGGCUUAAAAGAAAUUGGAACGCUGAUAAGAACGCUAUGGGAUCUGGUUUGCAAUCGGUGUGUCUGCCUAUGAUGUAUGUAUAA